Aphanomyces invadans is the source of this 731-nucleotide messenger RNA. RefSeq lists its product as hypothetical. The transcript has a single exon. The record is from RefSeq and is a predicted model, not a curated record. The coding region runs from base 1 to 702 and encodes 233 amino acids. Lineage: Eukaryota; Oomycota; Saprolegniomycetes; Saprolegniales; Verrucalvaceae.
AUGCCGCCGCCGCCGUCGUCCCAAGUGGAGGUGCUGCUGCGGAAGCUCUUUCAAGCGGCUAAACAGGCGCCGGUACAGGGGAGUGGAGACGGGGAUGGCGAUGAAAGGGAGUUCCUCGUCCUCGCCGAGAUCGCUGCGCUCCAGGGCACUGGCAAGCUCCCAGUGGCCGUGAACUUGAUGCACGUCGGUGUCUUGUACGUCCUGAAUGGCGCGGAUCGCGACAGGGAGCCUGGUCAGUUCACUUUUCACGACUUGUGCGACUUUGUCGAACGAUGCGAAGCAGAAGAGAAGGCUUCGUCUCGGGGGACUCAAGUCCCGACGUUCUUUCGACAAACCAAAGAAGCUCGGUGUUUGUUGGAUAUGUGGGAAGUCGCGACGGCCGAGGGUGUUCCUGCAGUCACAUCGUGGCUCAUGCACGUCCUUCGCGAGAACGGUAAAGCUUUACGCGGGUACCGCGCGGACAGCGACAGCAUCAGCACAGAUACAUUGAAUCUCCUCGGCCGCGUGCUGUACAUGGACGACGGAUGGGUGGCCGACAUCGCCCGGGCUCAUGACGUGCACGACGACCCAUCCAAGGAAACAUGGCGCCGCCUCGCGGACGUCGCUGAGUACGUGAACGCGUUCAUGGCCGGUUGGAUAGAUCAGCUUGGCCGAGUGGGGGUCACCGCUGCUGCAGAGAUAUCGUUCAGGUCAUCCAGAUAAGCUUUGAAACCGACCUUCUUCCAUGCCGA